UAUUAUACGUUCUCUGACGGACGUGCAGAAGUAGGCUUAUCAUUUUGCCAAUACGGCAAAAAAGAAACACUUUAGAUUUAUUAAAUAAUUAUGAUGAAUGUGGUUUAGAAUAUUCAUCAAAAACUGUGUACAAAAAGAGUUUUUUUUAUUGAAUAUCCCAACGCAAAUUAACGGUCAACAAUGGUCACUAAAGAAGGGAGAUCUAGUGCAGAAUCCAAUGAAGUUACCGAAGAGAGUAAAAUUUCGGACACAGGAAACGGAAAAGCUUUACUUACAAGGCAGAACGCUUCUCCUGGAUACUGGCUAUGUGUUUUACUACCAAUUGCUUUUAUUUCAAAUUUCGUGCAUGGAAAGAGAUGUUCGGAAUUGGAUUCAACGCAACCUAUUCUUGCAAUCGCUGCAAUCGGAAUGAGUAUAGAAAAUUUUUGCCUUUUCGGUUUUAUCUUUCGCAAAACAGAUUUACCGCGAAAAAUAUUGAUUGCGUUUGUACCUGGGCUAUUUACUACAUUACUCUAUAAGAUCCUGUUACAACAGUUUUGGAAAUACUCAUUACUUUUGGGUUUUGCUACUACCUUCUGUUAUCAAAAUACAUACAUACGUAUUUUGCGUGGCCUUCCCGGCUGCUUUAGUUAUGGAGAGGCAGCUGUGCUCAUACAAGGCCUUAUUUUGUUUCUCUUAAAUGUAAUUUUAAAAAUUCCCGAUAUUUUAUCACAGAAUAAAAACCGCAGUGAUUUUGCAGAAUUAAAUGUCAUAAUGAUGGUCGCUCUAACCCAUUUGCUUGGAGUUUGCUGGUUAUUAGCUGUUGCCAAAAUCUUCCGAAAGCCUUCCUUUUUCUAUACUUUGAUGUUCUUACUGUUAAUAGCUGUAACAUGUGUCCCAGUUACAAAUCCAAUUCCCAUAAUAGUCAUGGUAAACUUCAUAUUGAAAGACAAAGUUAGGCUGAAAAUAAUUUGCUUAUACAUGAUAUUGGUGGUUUUAACUGUUUUGACAGUGUGGUGGCAAAGCGGCAUUGAAGAGAAAGCAUCUACAAGGGUUCGGAAAAUAUUUCACAUUUUUAUAGCACUAGUUUAUGUGCCUGGAAUAAUUUAUCAAUGUAGCUUUCUUUACAUCGCUACCGGAGUAGCGUUUUCAAUAUUCACAGUAAUAGAAUUAAUCCGAAUUUGUAACAUACCUCCAUUAGCACUUGCAACCCGAAAAGCAUUUGCAACAUUUUCCGAUGAGAAAGAUUCAGGACUUCUCGCUUUAACACCAUUUUGUUUACUUAUUGGGUGCUCAAUACCGAUUUGGAUAAGCCCUUGUCCUUGUGGCGAUACCAUUUAUACGAAAGAUAUUCCGCGAAUUCUUCCACUUUUAUCAGGAAUUCUGACAAUUGGAUUCGGCGACACAGCCGCUAGUGUGAUAGGAUCAAAAUUUGGACGUAUUAAGUGGCGUGGUUCAAAAAAGUCUCUGGAAGGCACUUUAUCAUAUAUAGCGGUGAUAAUGUUGGCUAUUAUGUCCUUAAACUACUUGGGCUUUGUCAUCAUGACGCCUUUGAAAUGGUGUAUUGCAGUUAUGGCAGUAUUGACAACAUCUUUGGUUGAAGCACAUACGGAUCAAAUUGAUAACCUAACUUUACCCAUAAUAUUUUAUACAAUUAUGAAUAUAAGUUGAAUUUUGAAUAUUUUUUUUCAAAUAAUUACGUGACUGAUAUACAUACGUAUAUUUGCUUUCCAUUUAGAAUUUUAUACAAUAAAAAACUUGUUUAUAAAUGAAUAGAGUAAUUAUGGUUGCCUUUUUGAUAUGUUCUAAAUGAUUACAAAGAACCCGCAGUCACUCGUAAAAUAGGCUUAUAAAAUGUUAUGCUGAUAUCAAAAGCUUGCUCCGGUUGUCAACUUCCAUAAAGCAAAAGACAAAGAAGAAAACUACUUGAUUUCACCCGAAAGCGAAACUACUUGAAUUUCUAUAUUCAUUUGUUUAUAUAAGCACGCGAACAAAAUGCGAAUGUGUAAUCGGGGAAUGUCAACCCAUUAAUGUUUAUUGGUAUGCGCUGCAAAUGUAUCAAUCGAAAUAAUAAAAUCCAUCAGCCAGAAUCAUAAAUAGUGGGCAAUUAGGACUUGGUAUUUCCGAAACAAAACAAAACACCAACAUUUAGCCUAAAAAGCUCGCAAAAAGCCAGCUUACAACAUAUAAUGUAUAUUUUAUUUUUUAAUUUCCACAUAAACUA
This is a messenger RNA of Ceratitis capitata (Mediterranean fruit fly), 2203 nucleotides long. RefSeq names its product dolichol kinase (gene Dolk). Gene Ontology annotation, biological process: dolichyl monophosphate biosynthetic process. Gene Ontology annotation, cellular component: endoplasmic reticulum membrane. Bases 181 to 1650 code for a protein of 489 amino acids. Lineage: Eukaryota; Metazoa; Arthropoda; Insecta; Diptera; Tephritidae. The transcript has 5 exons. Gene Ontology annotation, molecular function: dolichol kinase activity. The record is from RefSeq and is a predicted model, not a curated record.